CCAGGUUGUCAGUUUCCGACUGCCCGGACUCAUUUUUCACCGACGGCUGGGUGAGCCUUUGUCGCUUCAGGAUAUCAGAAACAAAUCGGUGCAGAAGGAUGUCCACACCAUUAGCGAAGUUCCUUCUUCCUGGAGAGGAAAAAGUAGAAACUCAGUGGCCAAAGCAGGACUUGUUCGUGCAUCAUCGAGGAGGAGUCUGCCGAUGGACUUCCAGUAGCUGCUCGGCCGCCGCCUUCUUCGCACUCUUCUCCUCCCCCCCUCCUCCUCCUCCUCUUCUUCCUCCCCUCGCCAUCAUCAUCAUCAUCACCAUCAUCUGCAGCAGCAGUCCAGUGCCUCCCGGACCCGAAAGCGCCCCCCCACACCCCACCCCACACCUCCUCAUCGGUCUGAUCAUCGGCACCUCCCUGCCCGCCACGAUGGGCUGCAAGCGCCACGCUACCUCGUUGUGUUGAUAUCGAGAUAUUUCAAUCAUCAAAUAUGAAUCAUGCGUUUGAUAUUUCUGGACACUUUGCUCGCCAGCAUCCUCGCGCUCUGGCUUCACGCAUCACCGGCGUCAUCCGCUUCUCACAGUGCAGAGGACAAGGUUGAGAGGGACGCAGUGCCGGUGAAGCAACAGGCGACUGCAGCACCCGUUUCGGAAAACACAGCCCACCAUGCAGCCGCCGAGCAGGUGAUCGCCUACCCAUCUCGCCUCAUCUACUACCUAAACGAGGACUCUGAGAGUGCCUACCAUGACCUGGACACGCGGGCCAGGAGCCAAACCACAGAGGGUCAGGCGAUCCACCUUGCUCAGGUCAGCUUCCAACUAGAAGCUUUCAGCACCCGAUUUGUUCUGGAUCUCACCCUGAACAAUGACCUGCUGUCUUCAGAUUAUGUCGAGAUCCAUUACGAGGGGGAUAAGCCUGUCCCAUCAAAGGGCGGUGAGCACUGUUACUACCACGGGCAGGUGAGAGGCAACGGUGGCUCCCGUGUGGCCUUAUCUACCUGCAACGGGCUGCACGGGAUGUUUGACGAUGGAGCCCAUGUGUAUGUAAUUCAGCCUCUCCAACAGACUCAUUCAAUCGACACAGCUGGCAGGCCUCACCAGCUCCGAAGAACUGCCUUGUUUCAGUGGAAAAAUGAGUCACAGCAACUGGCGGAGGAGGAGGAGGAGAAGCUCUUCUCGGAGCUGGAUGAACUCUCCUGGCUGAUGCGCCGGAAAAAGCGAGCCAUAAGUGUAUUUGAGGAGAUGAAAUACUUGGAGAUCAUGAUUGUCAGUGACCACAGUAUGUACAAACGACACAAAACCAAGCAGCACACCCGGAAUUUUGCCAAGUCUGUGGUCAAUCUGGUGGACGCUGUCUUCAAAGAGCAGCUGCGAACUCGUGUGGUGCUGGUUGCUUUGGAGAUCUGGACAGACAAAGAUCAGAUUCCGGUCAGCGUGAGGCCGUUGGAAAUGCUACGUGAUUUUUCCAAGUACCGCCAGCAGAGCAUCAAGCACCACGCAGACGCAGUGCACCUCUUCUCAAAUGUGACCUUUCAUUACCGCAGAAGUAGCGCAGCCUACUUUGGAGGCAUGUGCUCUGUGAGCCGGGGGGUUGGCGUCAAUGAGUACGGCAGCACCUGGUCCAUGGCGGGCUCUUUAGCCCAGAGCCUGGCUCAGAAUCUGGGCAUCCAGUGGGACCCCGCAUCCAAGAGAAAGGAAUGCGGUUGCACUGACUCGUGGACCGGCUGCAUCAUGGAGGACACUGGUGUCCAACACCCACGGAGAUUCUCCAAAUGCAGCAUCUCAGACUACAAGGACUUCCUGUUGAAAGGUGGAGGCUCGUGUCUGUUUAAUAGGCCCACAAAGUUGUUGGAGCCCACCGAGUGCGGGAAUGGAUUUGUGGAAGUGGGAGAGGAGUGCGACUGCGGUGCGAGAGCUGAGUGCUACAAGGGAUGCUGCAAAAAGUGUUCGCUGGCCAACGGGGCGCACUGCAGCGACGGCCCCUGCUGCAAUACCACGUGCCUGUUCUUCCCGCGAGGUUACAGUUGCCGCUAUGCUGUGAAUGACUGCGAUAUCUCAGAGACCUGCUCCGGGGACUCUGGACAGUGCCCUCCCAACCUUCAUAAACAAGACGGAUACCUCUGCCAGGUGAACCAGGGCCGCUGCUACAGUGGAGAGUGUAAGACCCGAGAGAACCAGUGCAGAUACAUCUGGGGGCCAAAGGCUGGAGGCUCAGAGAAGUUCUGCUACGAGAAGUUAAACACCGAGGGUACCGAGAAGGGAAACUGCGGAAGGGAUGGCGACAAAUGGAUCCAGUGCAGCAAGCACGAUGUCUUCUGUGGUUAUCUCUUGUGCACCAACAUCGGGCGCAACCCUCGCAUUGGAACAAUGAAAGGAGACAUCACCCCCACCUCUUUUAACCAUCAAGGCAGGCUGAUAGACUGCAGCGGUGGACACGUUCUUUUGGACGAUGAGACCGAUUUAGGCUACGUGGAUGACGGGAGUCCUUGCGGGCCGUCAAUGAUGUGCCUUGACCACAAGUGUCUGUCCAUCCAGUCGCUCAACAUUAGCACCUGCCCCACUGGACCAAAUGGACAAGUGUGCUCUGCUCACGGGGUGUGCAACAACGAAGCCACAUGCACCUGUGACACCACGUGGGCGGGGACAGACUGUAGUAUGCCUGACCCUCCGAAAAUCCCUGAGACCACUCCAACUCAAGGGCCCAAGGUGAGCGUGGCCACUAACAGGCUGAUAGGGGCAGUAGCAGGGACCAUUCUGGCCCUGGGGGUGAUUUUUGGAGGCACAGGGUGGGGAAUAGAAAAUGUGAAGAAGCGGCGAUACGACCCCAACGCCACAGCCAUUUAACGCUGAAGGGCGGACGCCAAUCGCAGACGGACUCCUCCAAGGCUUCCUUAGUCGGCCAACCAGACAGCUGGACUGCACUUAUUGCUGCUGACUUUUGGCAUUAGAUUUACUUGAAUAUUACAUAAUAUACUUAAAAAUAAAACAGAUGGUGGACAUUGGAACCAAUUCCAUCGUAGUGACAUUAGACGCGUGCAACCUUUUAGCCUUUUCCACACCACUCAUCACACGCAAGCCUGAUCUCAAGAUUGACAGAGCUCCUCGACCGCCCUCCGUUUUCAAGUGCCGGUGCGCAGGUGCUCGGACACCUGGCAUGAGUCUCCGCGCGUCCGGCGCUGCUUGCUGGCCCUCUGGCAUGAAGAGCACCUCUCCACGGGCUCUGCAUGGCUACGUAAGCUGUGAAUAUUCAGCCAAAACACAUCCUUCCAAAGAGAAAGGAAAGCAAAAUGCGGGGAGAGAAAGCCUCAUUCAAACGGAGACGAACAUGACAGCAGACUGCAUGUGAGCUCAUCCAGUGAAUGGUGUCAAAAAUUCCACAUAAGUGCAGUAUUUCAGCUUUGGAAUUAUUUUCCCACUGAGUUUUUUUGUUUGUUUUUUUACAUUAGCAUGUUUUAUAGCAGGCUUUUGAAACACUAAUAGGGAGAACUUGGGGCCAAAAACGUAACCUCCCGAGCCUCGCCGUUUGGCGUCCAAGAGAAGCAUGUCCGAGAUCAAGUGUGGUCCCGUCGCAGUGUUGACGUUGAAGGAAAAGCCAAAGAAGCAAUCACCAUUGAACAUAUGGAUGUUGCACACGGAGCACUUUGCCCUCUGUCGUGUCCAGCCAGGGCUCACCCAUCCACCGCACCCAUCCACCACAUCUGGCUUAGCCUUUUACUCUCAUAGACUCUCAGUAGGAAUCAAGUCGACAGGAAACGCUGCAUGCAAUCACUGUAUAGUGGGCUUAUAAUAAUUCUAUAUGGGAGUUCCCCAGGAUCUCUAAGAAAAUA
Molecule: messenger RNA, 3813 nt
Organism: Hippocampus comes (tiger tail seahorse)
Lineage: Eukaryota; Metazoa; Chordata; Actinopteri; Syngnathiformes; Syngnathidae
Gene: adam23b
Product: ADAM metallopeptidase domain 23b
Exons: 28
Coding region: 485-2830 (781 amino acids)
Biological process (GO): proteolysis
Cellular component (GO): presynaptic membrane
Molecular function (GO): metalloendopeptidase activity
Source: RefSeq, a predicted model, not a curated record